Messenger RNA from Aspergillus wentii DTO 134E9, 2613 nucleotides. RefSeq names its product putative C6 transcription factor. Gene Ontology annotation, biological process: DNA-templated transcription; positive regulation of transcription by RNA polymerase II. The transcript has 3 exons. The coding region runs from base 1 to 2613 and encodes 870 amino acids. NCBI's taxonomy places the organism in Eukaryota, Fungi, Ascomycota, Eurotiomycetes, Eurotiales, Aspergillaceae. Gene Ontology annotation, molecular function: zinc ion binding; DNA binding; DNA-binding transcription factor activity, RNA polymerase II-specific. The record is from RefSeq and is a predicted model, not a curated record.
AUGGACGAGGGUUCCGAUCCAAAAGCCCCUCGACGCAAGAGGGUUUCCAGAGCCUGUGAUAGGUGUCGAAGCAAGAAAGAUAAAUGCGAUGGCCUUCGUCCCGCUUGCUCCGCCUGCCAGGCUUCGGGCCAGACUUGUUCAUACGAUCCUCAUGCAAAGAAGCGCGGAUUGCCCGAAGGUUAUGUUCGCGGUCUAGAGAAGCUCUGGGCUUUGUCUCUCUGCAACAUCGAUGGUUUUGAGGAUACCAUGCUGGGCCUUCUAGGCGUCACCGCUGAAUCGACUAGUCGGAGGAACAAGUUGAUGUCGCUGUGGACAGACGAUGGCGCUUCAGAGAGCCUACAUGAGUCUUGGAAAACCAGUCGCCUCUAUGGCGCGCUCGAGAAAAUGCUGUCCAACUCCGAUCCGCCAUCGUCAUCGCAAACUUCGGGCAAACGAUCCCGGGAAGAACAUGAAGACAUCUCUGCUUUAGAUGGAGAAUGGGGAUUCCGCGUUGAUCGUACCUCAACUCCUCUUGGGCCUGAUGCUCCACGUGUAGUCGAACCUUCUGUCUCUCCUCGUACCAAAAGAGCCCGGCUAGCUUUACCGACCGACAGUCAAGCCGUGUCGCACCCCAAUAAUCCCCUUAAUUCUCUACGACUUCCUCCCCAGACAUCGCAGUUGCUAGAUGCCUAUUUCGCCAUCACCCACUCUUGGUUCCCCAUUGUGGCGAAACACAACAUUCUUCGCGCCUCUUAUCUCUACGCCAAUGCCCCCCUGUCCGUGGCAAGCGUGUCUCCUGGCUCUGGUGAUCAUGCUGCACUAUGGGCAAUACUGAGCUACACCAUUUCCCAAUCCCAGGGCUACCCACGUGAUGGGCCGUCGGGCCUGCUCUCCAAGACCAGGGAGUAUUAUUCAAUUGCGCGGAAACUGAUCCCACCAGAGCAGGAGCGGUAUGAGCUAGGACACCUACAGUCACUUUUGCUAUUGUCAUUGGUGAACAUUGGUCUGGGAGACUUUACUGCUGCCUGGCUACUGAGCAGCCAAGCCGUGCAUAUGGCUGUUGCCAUGGAUCUCAGUACAGUUACCGACACUCGACGAUCCGAGGAGUUGAGACAGGGCAAGGCUGUGUUUCUCGGGUGUUUUGUGAUCGAUUCCCUGCUCUCUUUCCGUCUUUCUCGAAGACCUUGUAUGCAUCCUCGGGACCUGACGAAUGUCACUCUGCUUGAGGAGGACGGCUUGGAGGAGUGGAAUUGCUGGGCGGAUGUCCUGCCACCUAUGGAAGCCACACCAGGCAAAAAUCCCCCGCGGCGAGGCCCUUUGCUUGCCCUCAGUUGCUUUAAUCGUCUUGUUGAACUGGCCAGCGUGGUAAACAAGAUCGCCCGAAACGCGUCGGCUGGGCCCAAAAUGCAAGGGUUCUCCCAGCAAUUAGUGUUGGAGCUGAAGCAGUGGGAUGGCCAUCUGCCGCUAGCAUGUCGGCUGAUUGGGCCUGAAAGUAUUUACCCCGAGCGACACUCUGCCUUACUCCCACACCAAACCUACCUUGGCCUAACUUAUACUGCCACGCUACUUUGGCUCUACCUACGCAUUGCUCCACAGGAAAUCGGCUUGCAUCAUUCGCAACGACCCGCUAUUGAAGGUGCAAAGAAACUCCUAUACCGGGCGCUCCCAGUGAUAACACAGCAUCUGGAAAAUUUUCAGAUGUGUGGUCUUCCUCCGAUCUUUGAACUUUCCUUACAUACGAUCGCUGAACAGGCAUUUGUACUGCGGAAUAACAUUGAAUCAGACACCUUUCCCUUUGCACGCUGGACGGAAGCACUUCUACAACGAACAUCCGAGCUCAGUCCGGUGUGGCCUGUGUAUGGAUCAUUGACAACGGAUAUCGAGCGUUGGUAUCAGUCCAAGGACUUGCCAGAGACAUCAUAUCUCUCCUUCCAGCAGCCAAUGACAGAUGGGAACGGUGAUGCCAUGGCAAUGUCUACCGCAGGACCCCAGGGGCUGCAAGGCGAAACUCCAAUGCACCCACAGGCAAGAAGACAUAUGCUGGCAAACCCUGCUAAUCCAGACUAUAGCUCAAUUCUGGGUAUCAGUAUCCCAGUUGAUGGACAGUACAUGACACCGAAGGACACGGCCAUGGAAAAUGCGGAUUUGUCCAUGAUGGACGUAUCUCUUCAACCACCUAUGGAUGGAACACCGACAUUCAUGGACAAAUCCACGCCAACUAAUAGGCCUAAGGUAGCAGUCCCACCGACCUCACAUCCCCAGCCACCAACUCCUGAUUCAUCUGUUUCAAAUACGAUGAUGUCUGGUACAGGCCCUAAUGAUCGCUCCAUGACCGAUAACAUGAUGCUCAAUACCAGUAAUCCUGGUGAAAACUCACCAACAGGUGAUAUCGAUACCAUCUUCAAGGACCUGGCGUAUCUGGAUACCACCGAGUGGGCUAACAGCCGCGAGGCGGGCCUGAGGGAUUUUGGAUUCAUAGAUGAUAACACAUUCCAAGCGUUUUGUGAUGAUCCAGACAGACUAGUGGGGUCUCAGCCACUGGUCCACCCAACAUCCAUCGCAGACAUUUGGCCCCCACCAGGUUUUUUUCCAGAGACAUUCCGCGAGCCAACAGAGAAUACGAUGAGUGGUUGA